CGUUAAGUAGCUCGCGCCAAGCAACACUUUGUAACCAACGCAGAGCUCCGUACGGAGCACACCGGUAUAAAAUGCUUCACGGGCUAACGCGUUGCGAUGUUAUUGAAGUGCAACCAAGUACCACCGAGAUAUCUCGUCCAUGAUCUAUCGGACCGAUGCCACUUCUGUUAACGAGACGCGCACUGCUCCGUUUCAGCGGUUCUGUCCUCGCGCUGCCACCGUAGCGAAACUUAAACGGAAUCGAUUCUGAUGUCACUCGGUUGUCGUGCAACGAGAGUGAAGUUGCGCUUUGCAGUGAAAUUAGCAACCGGUGGGGCACUAUACGGUACUUCGAGAACAGCCCCGUAAUUGCAGCUGUGGUCUGCAACAUUAAGUUACGCACGGGACAACAAAGAACUGCUCUCAUUAAUCUUUUACAGCGCAAUGGGAAAAGGUGCCUCUCUUUCCUUGUAAGAUGUUUCCCCACCAUCGAGAAAGGGAGCAGCCUGUGUUCAGUGCCAGGGCUCAUGUGUUCCAGAUCGACCCAGCCACCAAGAGGAACUGGAUCCCGGCCAGCAAACAUGCCGUCACAGUGUCCUUCUUCUACGACAGCAACCGCAACGUGUACCGCAUCAUCAGCGUGGGCGGGACUAAGGCCAUCAUCAACUGCACCAUCACCCCCAGCAUGACCUUCACCAAGACGUCUCAGAAGUUUGGCCAGUGGGCCGACAACCGAGCCAAUACCGUGUACGGGCUGGGCUUUGCCACUGAGCAGCAGCUCCAGCAGUUUUCUGAUCGUUUCAAAGAAGUGAAGGAGGCCGCCCGCCUGGCCAGGGAAAAGUCUCAGGACAAGAUGGAGCUGGCGAACACGGCCCUGACCAUCGCUGCCCCGCAGGACCUGUGUGAUGAGCUGCAGUCCCCAGUGAUGUGUGUGAACGGGCCAGCUGAAGACAAGCUGUACCGCAGCCAGAGCGCUGACAUCACCCUGUCCUCAGAGAAGGAACGCAUCAAGAAGAUGCUCUCAGAAGGGUCGAUCUGUGAGAUGAACCUGGAGGCGGAGCUGUUCUCCCUGCAGGACAGCAACAGCAAGCUGGUGGCGGCGCUGCAUGAGGCCAACGCCAACGUGGAACAGUGGAAGAAACAGCUCACAGCCUACCAGGAGGAGACAGACAGGCUCCGAGACCAGGUGGCUGACCUUGAGGCCCAUGGAGGCCAGGGUCCCAGCGACAUGCUGAAGGACGAGCUGACUCAGUCUCUGGAGGAGCUGGAGGCCCUGCUGAAGGCCAAGGACGAGGAGAUCCACAUCCUGCAGAGCCAGAAAGCUGAGUACCAGGAGAUGGAGCAUGACAGGGAGGAGGCCACCCAUAGACUACAGGAGCUGCAGAUGCGCAGCGUGGAGCUGGAACGGAGGGUGCAAGGCUCAGAGCACAGUCUGGCUGCCUCCCUGGAGGAGCGCGACCGCCUGGAGGGGGAUCUGCAGAGGGCUGUGGACAUCCUGGACCUGAAGAUCUACGACCUCAACGACCUGCGCCAGAGCUUGGCCAAACUGCUCGACAAAUAGACAGAGAGGGGGAGAGGCGGGGAGGAGGGGAGAGGAUGAGUCUGAUGUUUGUUCUCCUCUGUACACAAGUCCAUCAUUUCAUAGGACAGAUGAGAAGGGUGGAGAUGGGUGAGGGAGAGAGAUAUACCUGAGGUUCUCCCCUGAUUGUCCGCUGGUCUGAUGUUGCGUGGCGCUGGCUCUUUUAAAUUAGGCUUGUUAAGUUUAGGUUGUUAGCUAGCGUAGGAAUCCUGUAUAUCUGACGUUGUUGUGCUACACAGCCUCCUCUACUUGGCUUACCCAAUGCAGUUAAGUGUCUAGGCAACAAACCAGGGGCCAAUAAGCAGGGGGUCACACGUGCUUGGUGGGGCAGAGAUCAUACUUCUGAGAGGAACUUAUAAAACCUUGUAAGGUUACGAGUAAGGGGUCCUGUUCCACCUUGUUCUGAGGAGAACCUGAGCCUGGACCUGCUGAUGUCUGAAGAACCCUUUAGAACAUGAGCUCUGAAAUCCCCAGCGACCACCCCAGCGACCACGCCAGCGGAACCUAUUUAGCGCUCUGCUGUUCUGUCAUCUGGUUGUUGUUGGGGCGUUUUCCCUGUGUCCUCACUGCUGCAGCAGGGGAACCACUAGUCAAGUUCUAAUUUCACCCGAUGCCAUUGUUACAUAAUUUGUGGGCGGUCUAUUGGUUUAGGUUCUAAUUGCAUGAGAUUGCGGCUGGGACUUAAGCUAAUCACGUAUUUAUUGUACGCGUUGAAGGGCAAUGACCUUGACAUGACUCAGUUCUGACCUUGAGAUAAGGAACCCCAAGCCUCGGUAUUCUCAGAAGUAUUCCAAUGAUUCUGCAAGUUUAGUGUAAUUAAAAAACACAAUCCAAGUUUGUUGUCAAAUUUAAGAUGCAAGAAAAUGUUGAUGUAUAGGUGAGGUAUGACAGCAUGUUGAGAUGCAUCCUGCAGCAUUUAUGCAUGAGAACCCAAGCAUCAGUGCAAGCUAACCCAAGCACCAGUGCAAGCUAACCCAAGCAUCAGUGCAAGCUAACCCAAGCAUCAGUGCAAGCUAACCCAAGCAUCAGUGCAAGCUAACCCAAGCAUCAGUGCAAGCUAACCCAAGCAUCAGUGCAAGCUAACCCAAGCACCAGUGCAAGCUAACCCAAGCAUCAGUGCAAGCUAACCCAAGCAUCAGUGCAAGCUAACCCAAGCAUCAGUGCAAGCUAACCCAAGCAUCAGUGCAAGCUAACCCAAGCAUCAGUGCAAGCUAACCCAAGCAUCAGUGCAAGCUAACCCAAGCAUCAGUGCAAGCUAACCCAAGCAUCAGUGCAAGCUAACCCAAGCAUCAGUGCAAGCUAACCCAAGCAUCAGUGCAAGCUAACCCAAGCAUCAGUGCAAGCUAACCCAAGCAUCAGUGCAAGCUAACCCAAGCAUCAGUGCAGGCUAACCCAAGCAUCAGUGCAGGCUAACCCAAGCAUCAGUGCAAGCUAACCCAAGCAUCAGUGCAAGCUAACCCAAGCAUCAGUGCAAGCUAAUGUACACCAAAGACCACCAGUGUAGAGAAGACUGUAGCCUAUGGCAACACUACAUCAAGGCAACAUUAACCAUCAUGUAUCUACAUAGCAAUCCCUACAGUAACAACAUUGUAGUUGCAUAGGAACUGCUAUGGAAUUGAUGAUAUAUCAAUAUUGGGAUGAUAUAGUGUUAGAGGUAUAAGUUAUUAGAAAGUGUAAGAAGGUUAAUGGUGUAAUCUUGAUGUAAUGUGCUGUCUGAAACUGUCCAGUUUAUCUGACUGUAUAUUCAUAUUAGUUUAAGAUAGUUACUGUACCAACAGGAUGUUUAAGUAAGCUCCUAUAGCUGAAUAAGAUAGUUAAGGUUUAGAACAGUUAAGUACUUUCACUUGCAAUUUCAUUGUUCAAUCCUAUGAAUAAGAACAUUAGGAAAAGUUUGCCAAAAAGUACGGUAGUUAACACUGUUCAGAUGCACUCACCAUGUGAAGAAGAGUGUGUAUGUGUGGAUAACCAUGUCUGCUGUCUUUAAAGCCUUAUUUUGAAACAAAGCUUACAGGAAUGUGUAAUGAAUCCAGAUAAUAAAAUAAGUGCUAGUGU
Messenger RNA from Osmerus eperlanus (European smelt), 3610 nucleotides. Its product is annotated as homer protein homolog 3-like. The transcript is spliced from 10 exons. Gene Ontology annotation, biological process: G protein-coupled glutamate receptor signaling pathway; regulation of store-operated calcium entry. The coding region runs from base 455 to 1540 and encodes 361 amino acids. The record is from RefSeq and is a predicted model, not a curated record. Lineage: Eukaryota; Metazoa; Chordata; Actinopteri; Osmeriformes; Osmeridae. Gene Ontology annotation, cellular component: postsynaptic density; dendrite; plasma membrane. Gene Ontology annotation, molecular function: G protein-coupled glutamate receptor binding.